Rhagoletis pomonella (apple maggot) is the source of this 1873-nucleotide messenger RNA. RefSeq lists its product as uncharacterized. The coding region runs from base 89 to 1186 and encodes 365 amino acids. Lineage: Eukaryota; Metazoa; Arthropoda; Insecta; Diptera; Tephritidae. The record is from RefSeq and is a predicted model, not a curated record. The transcript has 4 exons.
AAUUCACCGAAGGUUGUUUACUGGUUAUAUUGUGGUGUUACUACAUAAAAUUUGUAUACCUAUUUUUGGAUAUCUUUAACUUAAUCGAAUGUUUAACUCCACGUCAAAAAACUUUUUAAAGCCGGUAAGUCUCGCAGUAACCCAAACCAGAGACGCCAUGAUCAAUCUUGCUCCAGUAUCUGAUUUAGACCCACAAAUCUCUUUAGAAUCUCCUUUAGAAGAUUAUGAGCGACUUAUGAAUACAAAUGUUCAAUCAGAAGAUAUAGAGGAUGACGAUGUGAUGCGGAGUAACUACAUAAAAAUAUCUAAAGCUGCACGCGAUAUUAUUUGGCAGUUGCUUUUUGGGUCUCGCUCCGUGACGAAAGAUGAACAAACUAAAAUUGCAGACUUCAUGAGUAAAGUGAAGGAGGAUGCAUGUUUUCAAGACCCAUUUGCUUAUAAUGAAUGGAUUAAUGGUGUACGUGAUGAGCUGUUGAAGCGGCAGAUGCUUGACUUUUGGCGGGAACAUGUGGUAGAAAAGGAAUUAGGCCCAUGCUGGGCUAGAGAUUCGGACUAUUUUGAUGACAUGGAAGAUCCCGCGCCAACUGCUUUCUACAAUUAUGCUGGUUGUGUUGCUCCAUUUGGACAAGUAACCGGGGAAAGGCAUAAUUCAGCAAUCGCGGAAUUACCACAAUCUGCGAUUGGACAUCGUUUAAAUCUUGAAGCAGAUUUUGAAGCUAACAUUUCAACUGAUACACCAGCGGAAGACUACGAUAAUUUAAUCAAUAUAAAAGUGCGAGCAGAACAGCUCGUCGAAGAUGACGUUAUCACUCGCAACUUCAAUAAAAUUGCCAUUGUUGCCCGUGAUGCUGUUUGGAAGCUUCUGUUUUCAGAUCAACCUGCUUCCGUCGAAAAUCAAAUAAAAGCUGGAGACUUACUUUAUAAGUUAAAAGCUGAUGCGUGCUUUUAUGAUCCUUGGUCUUACAAUAAAUGGAUAAACUCGGUUCGCGACGAGCUGCUUAAGCGCGGGAUGCUAGAUUUUUGGCGUGAUCAGAUAGUAGCUAAAGAAUUAGGACCUUGCUGGGCGAGGGAUUCAGACUUUUUUGACGAUAUGGACGACACAGAGCCAGCAGAUUUUUACAAUCGCGCUGGUUGUGUGGCUACGUUCAGCAAGGCUGAUAAUUAUAAGUUGACAUCAAAAGGGUGAACCGAGCCACUUAAUCACUUUGAGGAAGGAGUCAUAAUUCUUAUGCAGUUCGUUCCUGACGAAUCAAGAAGUGCAAGAGCCCCUUUAUAUAAUUUCAAGACGAGCUUAAACGAAAUGCAAACAACAGACAUUGGACCAUUUGUUUUAAAGACGAGCUUAAACGAAAUGCAAAACAACGAACAUUGAACUUUUUUUUUAAUGGCGGUCCGUCUCAAGUUGGAUUUACAUUAUAUAUUAUUUUUAACCUACUUCACAAAAAGGAGAAGGUGAUCAAUUCGUCGGAAUACUUUUUAUUUUUUUAAUUUAUGUUACCGCAUAAUUUAGGACCUAGUUAACCGAUUACUAUAAUUAUUAUAUUUUUUUUUAAGGAAAUGUUUUACCUCACAGGUGGUCCCUUAUUAAUUUGGUUUAAAUCCGAUAAUCGGAUAAUGAAGAAAUUAACGAUAAUCUUAAAUUUUUACAUGAGAAUUGAAGUCGGUUUUGUUGUUUGCUUAACAAUUGCUUGUUAAGAUAUUUUUGAUGAUUUUCGUUUUUAUAAAUGGUUCAUUUUAAAUCCGUUAUAUCUUUUACAUCAUAAUUAUAAUAACUAAGAUAUAAAUGCCUCACUUUAUGCUUCAUUCUGAAUUGAGGUCCUUUCUUUUUCAAUAAAUUGUACCCUGUUUAUACCGGGUUUCGCUCUGCGUCCAA